This is a messenger RNA of Budorcas taxicolor (takin), 6540 nucleotides long. RefSeq names its product potassium voltage-gated channel subfamily C member 4 (gene KCNC4). Gene Ontology annotation, cellular component: axon; voltage-gated potassium channel complex; dendrite membrane. The record is from RefSeq and is a predicted model, not a curated record. NCBI's taxonomy places the organism in Eukaryota, Metazoa, Chordata, Mammalia, Artiodactyla, Bovidae. The coding region runs from base 1214 to 3193 and encodes 659 amino acids. Gene Ontology annotation, biological process: potassium ion transmembrane transport; protein homooligomerization. Gene Ontology annotation, molecular function: protein binding; delayed rectifier potassium channel activity. The transcript has 4 exons.
AGUGGCGUCCGCUGCCAACGCCGGAGGGAGACGGAGAACCCUCGGAGCCGCAACCCACCAGCGUGGAGGCAACCCCCGUCCCUAGGCCACCUCUCGCCCGCCCCCUGCUGCGGGCCAAGGCCAGCGCCCCGCCCAGAGAUGGGUAAACGCGUGGAUGGCGUGGCUCCCAGUGCCGCCAGAUCGCAGGAGCCCGGCGCCGGGGCGCUGCGCUGAGGCUCCCUCUCGGCGCAGCCCAGGAAGCCUGCAGGUGUCCUUGGCUGCUCGGCCGCCACCCGGGAGACUCCUUCACCAGUGCCCAGAGCCCUGUUCCCUGGAGCUGCCCCGCCCCCCCCAAGCUCGGCGCCGCGCAGGACGCCCCGUCUGAGGCCCCCCCGCCCCGGCACGGCCCCCGCAGCGCCCAGCCCAGCGCAGCUCCCCGCCGCUGUCGAGCCGCGGACGCAGGACCAGAGGCUCGCUCCAGCGGGCGCGCUUGUUUUCCUUCUGCCGCUUCGCCCUGCGCAGCACCCGCCUGUCUGAAAGCCGCUUUCCGCCCCGCCCGCCAUCCGUGCCCUGCGCUGGAUUUAUGAAUGGGGGGAAGAGGCCACAUGCCGCCGCCGCCGCCUCUUGUUGACCGCACGCAGCCCGGGCCCGCGGAGCUCCGGCUACCGUGAGCGCGCCGGCCCGGCCCCGGUAGCCGCUCCCAGGACUUGUUGCUGCUGCGCUGCCGCCGCUGCUGCGGCGGGGAAGCCGGCUGCUCCGGGGCUCGGCGCGGACUGGGAGCAGGAGGGUGGCCCGUGUGGGUGUGAGCGCGCGCACCGCCCGGACCCUCGCAGUGCGCCUGGACAGUGCACUUCCCCGUCUUUCGGGAGGUGAAGGGGGGGGGCGUGUCCCGGGCCUCUAGCGUCGGAGUGCCUCGGGUCCUAGCGGGGGUAACGUGUGUGUGCUUGCCCUGCUUCCCCGGGCGCCUCGCUUGGGUCCUCGGCUCUCCGUUUCCCCUCCUGACUCCCUCCCCGGCGCUGCCAGCCCAAACCCCAACCACCUGUGCACCCGAGAAAUCCAACUCCUCUCGCUCCGUGCCCCGGGGGGGAGGCAGGGGCAGGGCCACGCCGCAGAGGGGGCCGCCGCCGCCUCCUGCCUCCUCGUCUCCUCCCCCUCCCCCGUCUGACGCUGCCUCCUCGGGAAGGGUGUUUGGAGGGCAGCGGCCGCCCCAAGCCGAAGCCCCGCAGCGCUUCUUAUGAUCAGCUCGGUGUGUGUCUCCUCCUACCGCGGGCGCAAGUCGGGGAACAAGCCUCCGUCCAAAACAUGUCUGAAGGAGGAGAUGGCCAAGGGCGAGGCGUCGGAGAAGAUCAUCAUCAACGUGGGCGGCACGCGACAUGAGACCUACCGCAGCACCCUGCGCACCCUACCGGGCACCCGCCUCGCCUGGCUGGCCGAUCCCGACGGCGGGGGCCGGCCCGAGUCCGAUGGCGGUGGUGCAGGCAGCAGCUGCGGCGGGGGCUGCGAGUUCUUCUUCGACCGGCACCCGGGCGUCUUUGCUUACGUGCUCAACUACUACCGCACGGGCAAGCUACAUUGCCCCGCCGACGUAUGCGGCCCCCUCUUUGAGGAGGAGCUCACCUUCUGGGGCAUCGACGAGACCGACGUGGAGCCCUGCUGCUGGAUGACCUACCGGCAGCACCGCGACGCCGAGGAGGCGCUCGACAUCUUCGAGAGCCCGGACGGAGGCGGUGGGGGCGCGGGGCCCGGCGAUGAGGCCGGCGACGACGAGCGGGAGCUGGCCCUGCAGCGCCUGGGGCCCCACGAAGGAGGCGCGGGCCCUGGCGCGGGGCCCGGGGGCUGCCGCGGCUGGCAGCCCCGCAUGUGGGCGCUCUUCGAGGAUCCCUACUCCUCCCGGGCGGCCAGGGUGGUGGCCUUCGCCUCUCUCUUCUUCAUCCUGGUGUCCAUCACCACCUUCUGCCUGGAGACCCACGAGGCUUUCAACAUCGACCGCAACGUGACGGAGAUUCACCGCGUGGGGAAUACUACCAGCGUGCGCUUCCGGCGGGAAGUGGAGACGGAGCCCAUCCUGACCUACAUCGAGGGCGUGUGCGUGCUGUGGUUCACGCUGGAAUUCCUGGUGCGCAUCGUGUGCUGCCCGGACACGCUGGACUUCGUCAAGAACCUGCUCAACAUCAUCGACUUCGUGGCCAUCCUGCCCUUCUACCUGGAGGUGGGACUGAGUGGCCUGUCAUCCAAGGCGGCCCGUGACGUGCUGGGCUUCUUGCGCGUGGUGCGCUUCGUGCGCAUUCUACGCAUCUUCAAGCUCACGCGCCACUUUGUGGGGCUGCGCGUGCUGGGCCACACCCUGCGGGCCAGCACCAACGAGUUCCUGCUGCUCAUCAUCUUCCUGGCCCUGGGCGUGCUUAUCUUCGCCACCAUGAUCUACUACGCAGAGCGCAUCGGCGCCAGGCCCUCCGACCCGCGGGGCAAUGACCACACCGACUUCAAGAACAUCCCCAUCGGCUUCUGGUGGGCCGUCGUCACCAUGACAACACUGGGCUACGGGGACAUGUACCCCAAGACAUGGUCUGGCAUGCUGGUGGGGGCGCUGUGUGCCCUGGCCGGCGUGCUCACCAUUGCCAUGCCCGUGCCUGUCAUUGUCAACAACUUCGGCAUGUACUACUCUCUGGCCAUGGCCAAGCAGAAGCUGCCCAAGAAACGGAAGAAGCACGUACCUCGGCCGCCCCAGCUGGAGUCGCCCAUUUACUGCAAGUCACAGGAGACCUCGCCCAGGGACAGCACCUACAGUGAUGCCAGCCCCCCUGCCCCAGAAGAGGGUAUGGUUGAGAGGAAACGGGCAGAUUCCAAGCAGAAUGGCGAUGCCAAUGCGGUGCUGUCGGACGAGGAGGGAGCCGGCCUCACCCAGCCCCUGGCCUCCGCCCCCACCCCUGAGGAGCGCAGGGCCCUGCGCCGCUCCGGCACCCGAGACAGAAACAAGAAGGCAGCUGCCUGCUUCCUGCUCAGCGCUGGGGACUAUGCCUGCGCCGAUGGUAGUGUCCGCAAAGGCUGUGGAAAGUCCCGGAGCCUAAACAACAUAGCGGGAGCGGCUGGAACCAGUCUGGGGUUGUCUCCACUGACAUCGAGAUACAGCUCGCCCUACCCUCCGAGAAAGCCCCUGCUCGCCCACCCCUUCCACCCGCUCACCAGCCCGCCCCCUGGACACUUGGCCUCGUAGCUGCACCCUCAGCUCUCCCCGACCCUGGGCACCCGCACACAAACAGGCACACACAUCCCUCCAGCCUCAUCCGUCCUGGGUCUUCGGGAGUCAAACAGGAUACAGGAGAAUUGAGGCCCCCGAGCCUCCUGUCCACAGCACCCAGCUCCCUAAAAUGUUCAGCCCUGGAGCCUGAGAGUGAGGGGAGAUUACUUCCAGGCCUCCUACCCCACUCACUCCCAUUCUCAGCUGAAGGUGCCGUCACCCCUAGGACUCUGUAACUGUGUCUCUGGGCCUUGCCUCUCCCUCAGGCUCCCACCUAAAUCACAGCAAAUGCACCCCCAUCCCUCAGGGCCUUCAACCAGUAACCAAACAGCCUGCAGUUGAACAUCUCUCUCUGUCUGUCUGUCCAUCCACACUCAGAGCAACCAGGAAUAAGGCUGUCCCCUGGGGUGUGGGGCACAGGCUGGGGUUCCCAAGUUGGAGCCCCAGGAUAGGCGACCUAGAUGCGGGCAUGUCCCCCUCUCGCUGGAGCCCAGCCUCGGAGCCAGCCUCCCAUCUGUGCCCCAACCCCUGAGCUGCGCAUCGCUGGCCACGCUGCUUCCCCGCUUCCUCUACAGUUCUGCUUCCUCUCCUGCUCCCUCCAGCUCCCAGUCCUGCCUCUGAGUCACCUGCCGCUCCCACCCAGCCUCUGUGCUCUAUAUCGCUGCCAGAACCGGAGACUCAUCUAAUUUCUAUAAUUAAGUGUAUUCAUUUACUUAACGAGCCCAGGAGCACAACAGGUUUGUGAGUCACAGAGUGAGCAGGGGUGCACCCCGGGCAGGGGCAGCUGAGGGGAAGUGCAGGGACAGGAGCCAUCCAGCCCCCACCCGCUGCCUCCCCCAGGGCCGGCCGAGCUGCAGGGGGCCCCUCCCCAGGGCAGGCCCCCAGCGCCCCAGCCAGGCUCGCCAGGAUGGACCGCCUCAGCCUGGGAACUCGGAACACCUCAGCCAAGACAUUUCCUGUUUCACCUGAUGGGAAUUAGACCUGACGGCAGAGCUGGGCGCCUGGCAAUUUUUAGAGCCAGAUUAUGCAACUUUGUGUAGGGAAUGACUAAGUAAGGCCCAUGUCUGCCCCUUCCAGAAUGGGCAGAGAUAGGCACCGCCAGACAGCAUUCGGGGACUUGGCAGGAGGCGGGGGACUCUGGAAGCCGCCCCAGAAGGUGAACUGGGCAGAAAGGUCAGACCAUUUCUUGGGAUUGCAGGGGAUAAUGAAGAAGAGCAUAUUCUAGAAACAUUCCUAUUUCAGUCAAUGCCUUCUUCAGCCUUGGGCAGACACAGGAAAUUCUCUUCAAGGUGGGUCCUGGGCUCUCCCCGCCCUGCUGUGGUCUGUGGGGCUGGCGUCCUUUUUGCUCUCAGGAAGAAAAGAAGAAGAGCUGAGAAGAUACAGGACCAUUCAUGCCACUGCCCCUCAGAAGGGGACACAGACAGGCAAGCCCUGGGGAGCAGGAGAGAGGGCAGGGCACCUUCUACCCUUUCAGUCCAGGCUGAGAGCCCAGCUUCUCUUCCAGUAGGAUGGAAGAUCCUGCCCCUGCUGGGCUCACCAGUGCUGGGGUCCUGACUCCACCAUGGACACCAUGAGUGAGGUGGCUGGUGUAGCCUGGGCCCUAUAGCUAUUUCCUCCUCUCACUUGCCUUUCUGGUUCAGGGAACUGAGGCGGCUAUUUCUGUGGCAGCCCUCAAGUUGUCAGGAGCCCAAGUUUCCACGGCACCCACCGCCUCCUUCUCUCUUCCCUCCCACAGGAACGGGCAUGCUCAUGGCACCCCCCAUGGUGGGCACAGAUGUCCCUGGGCGACAUGAUGCAGGAGUGCCAGCCUGGGGCCCCUUGUGCCUUGGGGGGGCUGGGUGGGCUCCCACACACCCCUCCUGGCUCUCUGGCUUCUGUAGGGCUGACACAGUAUUGAGCCAACAGGAACGCUGAGUAGGCUGCCCGCCCCAGCUCCCUCUCAGGGUCCUGGGAAAGGACAGAGCGAGUAUGCAGGGCCCCACAGUACUCUAGGCCCUGCCUGGGAAGGUGGCCCUCUUCACAGGCCUCAGGCUUGCCCAGGCCCUGGGCCUCCCCGUUUUAGGAGAAAGCUCUGUCUUCCGCCCACAAUCUGAGAGCACAGUUUGCUUUCCCUUGCCUCUGGAUUUGGGCUUGUACCCAUUACUUUGGCUUCUAACCAUCUUCCCCUUUAGCUGUGGCCCAGCCCCUCCCCGCAGAGCAGGGCAGGCAGCCCAGGCAGGAGUUGCUACCUUUCCUGUUUGUACUAGUUGCUGCUGACAACUGUGGAGACCAGUCCUCAGCCCUCAGGGCUUCUGAGAGGAGAAGCUGUGAGCUGGAGCCAGAGGGGAGGGUGCAUGGGAGUCAGAGGAGAAGCUGUGAAACAGCCCUGGCUCCCUUUAUGCAGAGCUUCCUCGGGGCAGGGCCUCAUCUGCCCUGGCCAGAGAGUAUCACCUCCCAAAGUCCCUGCCCCCGCUGCAGCCUCCUGCUUGCCCUGCCUGUGCCCCAGCUAGGAAGGCAGGGGAAGGGAAGGCCCAGGCCACUGCUGUCCGAGGCUGAGAAGGAGAUGUCUGGAAGGGCUCACUGAGGUGUUGGGUUUCCUGCCUCCUCUCCUGAGAUGGGCACAUUGAUCCUCCCUGAGCUUCCUCUUCAGCACUCACCCUGCAGCUGCUGAGACUCUCUUCCUGCCAGACUGAGGAAAGGGGCUGGGCCUGACAUGACAGCACACUCAGGAGCCUUCCUCACCAGCCCCUGGGACAGUGGGCUAGACCUAGGUGGUGACAGCAGAUGGAACUGUGUUGAGGGAGGAGCACAGGCUUGGGCAGGCAAUGGCCUGUGGGCUGAGAGCCCCGGCAGGAACUUCCCUUGCUGCCUCCAUGCCAGGCUGCUGAGCUGUGAUCCCUCUCCCCACCACACUGCAGCUUUGGGGACCCGAGGGCUCCUGGUUCCUGGAGUUCAUUACGUGACAGGCAUGGAGCUGAGCUGUGACAUCACCUAUGGGUCACUGUGGCCCAGCGCUGGGUUGGCAGAAGGAUGAUGAAGGGCUCACCCUUUCCUUCCUGUCCCUGCUCUUUCUGGUUUCUUAACUCCAGGCCCCAUGCCUUGCAUCUCUGGCCUACUCCUCAGCCCACAGCGUGUGGGUUAGCAGCUGCCUUCCUUCUAACAUCUCAUUCUUCGUUUCUCCCUUUCUUUUGCUGAACUCCUUACCUCUCAAGAAGGCAAUGUUGAGCCGAAAGCGUGCGUCCCAGUGUCUCACACCUGUGCUCUUUAAACACAGAGACCUGCCAAGACGCCCUCUCGUCCAACUAUGCCCAGGCCGAAGUCCUCACCCUCUCUUAAAGCGGCAC